AUGGAGGGCGAUGGCUUUGACUGCCAGGAUGUGAAUGAAUGUGGGCAGAACUCUACCCUGCCAAACAACUGCAGCUCCCAGGCGUCGUGCCUCAACACAGACGGGUCCUACAUCUGUCGGUGCCGGGAUGGAUACCAGGGUGACGGCUUUGUUUGUGAUGAUAUGGAUGAAUGCCAGCUGGACACCACCUGCAGCAGAAACAUGUCGUGCAGCAACACUCCUGGUUCUUAUGCAUGUUCCUGUAUCUUGAGCGUGGUGUAUGAAGAGGGUACAUGUGUGAGUGAAGACACCUGCCUGAAUGCUAGUAAGGUCUGCCAUGCAGAAGCCAAGUGCCAGCCACAUCAGGGCUCCUUCUACUGCCAAUGCCAAGACGGUUACAUAGGAAGUGGCACAGAAUGCUUGGAUGUGAAUGAAUGUGAACAAUCGGAAAGUGAAGUCUGCCCUAGCUUCUCCUAUUGCUUCAACACCAAUGGCUCCUAUCUCUGUAACUGCUGGGAAGGGUUUCAAGACAACGGGACACAUUGCCAGGACAUGGAUGAAUGUUUGAUGGGAAACUUCACUUGCCCCAACAACAGUACCUGUUCUAACACUGAAGGGAGCUAUGAAUGUACCUGUGUAGACGGCUUCUCUGCCAAUGGUUCCCUGUGUUUGGAUGUAGACGAGUGCUCCCUUGGUGUAAUCCAGUGCCCUGAUUCCUCCAACUGCCUGAACACAGUUGGAUCUUAUGUCUGCGAGUGUUGGGAAGGAUACCGAGGCAACAACACCGUCUGUAGGGAUAUAGAUGAAUGUCUGCACAACUCAACCUGCCCUGAAUAUAGCACGUGCAUCAACACAAAUGGAAGCCACCAGUGUGUCUGUGAUGCAGGGUUUUCCAGCGUUAAUGACUUGUGUGUGGACGUUGAUGAAUGCAGUAACAAGGGCGCUGGGGAUCUUUGCACCAACGGCACUUGUGUGAAUGCUAUUGGCUCAUAUUACUGUGAGUGCAAGAAAGGAUUCUGGAGUAACGGGACAGAGUGCAUGGAUGUCGAUGAAUGCUUGUCCUCCCUAAACUCUUCAGUGUGUCAACCCUACUCAGCAUGCAUCAACACCCCUGGCUCCUUCCGUUGCCCCUGUAAUGAGGGGUUCAUACUGAAUGGUACAAAGUGUCAGGAUGUGGAUGAGUGUCAUGAUCCAAAUGGCACCCCUUGCCCUGAACACUCGUUAUGUAACAACACAGCAGGAUCCUUCUUCUGUCUGUGUUCACCUGGGUACAAGCCUGUUAGCCUGGGCUGUGAGGAUAUCAAUGAAUGCAGUGACAACACCACCUGUCGUUUUGACCAGGUGUGCACCAACCUGCCAGGGACAUUCGACUGCUCCUGUCCGCUGGGGCAUCACGAGGAAGAAGAGGCAUGCGUCGACUCCAAUGAAUGUGACAAUUCUCCAUGCCACCCCUUGGCACGAUGCUGGAACACCCCUGGCUCCUUUUCAUGCCACUGCCCACUCGGCUUUGCUGGAAAUGGCUCCUGGUGCAAAGACGUGGAUGAGUGUGUCGCCUUGACCAAACCGUGUCACCACCUCGCUCGCUGCUACAACACCCCCGGAUCUUUUGUAUGUGUGUGCAUGCCCGGUUAUGUAAGUAUCGGGCCUCAGUGUGUCGACUUUGACGAGUGCCAAGAGGAUAACGGGCAGUGUCACUCAGCUGCCACCUGCUCCAACUAUGCAGGAGGUUUUAAAUGCUCCUGCACGCAGGGCUGGCAUGCUACCAAAGACAAUGGUCAUGGAAAAGAAGGAUGUGUUGAUUGGGAUGAAUGUGCAUCACCCAAAACAUGUCCAGGACAAACAUCCUGCACCAACCUGCCAGGGACUUACAACUGCUCCUGUCCCCAAAACAGCACAGUGUGCAGAAAGAUGCUGCAGAAUGGUCAGCUAUGUUAA
Labrus mixtus (cuckoo wrasse) is the source of this 1914-nucleotide messenger RNA. Its product is annotated as latent-transforming growth factor beta-binding protein 2-like. Gene Ontology annotation, molecular function: calcium ion binding. The transcript has a single exon. The record is from RefSeq and is a predicted model, not a curated record. Bases 1 to 1914 code for a protein of 637 amino acids. Lineage: Eukaryota; Metazoa; Chordata; Actinopteri; Labriformes; Labridae.